GUGCUGCCGUGCCCCCUGUGUGGCAGGCUUCUACACACACGUGCAAGGUACAGAAGUCAUCUUGAAUAUUGUCGGCGAGCAGCUAAUCCCCAGUUCACCUGCCACGUCUGCCACAAGGCUUUUGCAUAUCGGCUCAGUGGCAGGUGCAGGAAUGGCUCACUACCGUAAUCGUCAGAACUCUAAUGACUUCAGGGGAUUAGAACAUUCUGUAUCAGUAUACGGGGAUGAACGCCUACCUAGCCAUGUAAAGCCAGCAUGGAAAGGAGCAAGUUACAAUAUUAAUCCAGAGUCAUAUAGCCAAAUGGUAUUAUGUGGAGGUCAGCAGGAGUGCCAUGUGGGAGGGGGAAAUGAAUUAGUGUGUCCAGUUUGUCUAAAAGUCCUGCUUAAUGAAAGAAGCUAUAAGAGACAUUUAGAUUACCACCGCCAGGCAUUAAAUCCAAAACACCACUGCAAUCACUGUGGAAAGCGAUUCACUUUUGCUGCUGAUCUACAGAAACAUUUACGGACUCACACGGGAGAGAAGCCAUUUAAAUGUAAUCGAUGUCCUUACAGGACAGGGGACAGAAGCCAUUUGGCUCGACAUGUGAGAGCUCCCCAUCCAGGUGAUGAGACCCACAGUAUAUUGCAAAGUGAAACUUCAGAAUUAGUUUUGGUUGAGACUGAUCAGUCAGUUCAACAGACACAGGACCAAUCUCAAGUUUUUCAGUAGGUUUUUGAAUGGAGAAAGAUAAAAAACACUGGUCAGUGUUUUAUAGUAAUCAUAAUGUAUGAAGUUUGUCAGUUCUUUUUAUUUUUUAAACCCUUAUUUUCUAUUUGCAAGUUCUUUUUUAUGUCUGAUGUUUCAUACAUUUUUUUGAUUAUCAUUAAUGUAAGACUUAUCUUUAUGAAUCACUGUUUGAAUCUGUGAAUGCAUUUUUCAGACAGAAUGAUAAAAAUCUGUAUCAGAAGUGCAUUAGGCAUAAUGUUCUAUAUUGUAAUAAAAUUUUUAAACAUU
This is a messenger RNA of Penaeus chinensis, 994 nucleotides long. RefSeq names its product zinc finger protein 37-like. The transcript is spliced from 2 exons. Gene Ontology annotation, biological process: regulation of transcription by RNA polymerase II. Gene Ontology annotation, cellular component: nucleus. The record is from RefSeq and is a predicted model, not a curated record. Lineage: Eukaryota; Metazoa; Arthropoda; Malacostraca; Decapoda; Penaeidae. The coding region runs from base 152 to 709 and encodes 185 amino acids. Gene Ontology annotation, molecular function: DNA-binding transcription factor activity, RNA polymerase II-specific; sequence-specific DNA binding.